This is a messenger RNA of Hylaeus volcanicus, 2795 nucleotides long. RefSeq names its product nuclear pore complex protein Nup93-like. The record is from RefSeq and is a predicted model, not a curated record. Gene Ontology annotation, molecular function: structural constituent of nuclear pore. Bases 33 to 2516 code for a protein of 827 amino acids. Gene Ontology annotation, biological process: protein import into nucleus; poly(A)+ mRNA export from nucleus. NCBI's taxonomy places the organism in Eukaryota, Metazoa, Arthropoda, Insecta, Hymenoptera, Colletidae. The transcript has 7 exons. Gene Ontology annotation, cellular component: nuclear pore.
UUUAUGGCAACCGUGGACAUCGUGUUUCAAAUAUGAGCGAUUUUGGGCACAUCGAUAUGUUGGCCACAGAUUCCUCCCAAGUAAAAAGAGAUUCUGGUUUUAGUGAAUUAUUGCGAUCAGCGGAACAACUGUCCGCUGCCGUAGAAGGCAAUGAAGAACUUCCACAAGUUGAAAGAAAUCUUCGUCAAAUUUUAGAGGCCUCCAACGAACUUUGGUCUCGUGUCACACAAACCGGCACCCAAGAUAAUCAAGUUCAAGCGCAUCUCUUGCUUGGAUCUCGUGGUGUUGAUUUGCCUCAAAUAUCACAGAAGUUAAGUUCGCUUAGUGCAAGACGCACAUUCGAACCCUUAGAUCCAAUUGCGGAUACAGAUAUAGUCAGUUAUCUUAGAAAUGAAAAGGAAAAUGCUAUUUUAUCCAUCAUCGAACAAGUUCAUAAAGAUACAUUUGAACUUACCAGAAUUCAACAAAUGGAACAUAUGUUGGGAGAAUGGAAACAAAUGCGAUAUGAGAUAAUAAAUAGUAUGACAGGACCAUCUGGGGAUCUAGUAAAUUUGAAUGGAACUCCUCAGCGUACUAAGUUGGCUGGAUCAAUGGUCAGUGGUCUAUCUAGCGUGGAAAUAGCUUAUGUUAAAGAGCUACAAAAUUACAAUGAUCAUGUACUUCGAGAAAUAACUAGGCCAAAUUUAUUUAGUUCAUUUGGUAAAGCUGCUGAGUCAUUUAAUGAUAAGAAAAUUGAGGAUAUGUGGGAAAUGGUCCAGUAUAUGGUAAAUAUUACACCAAUUCCUAGAGAAGAUCGAAUUAAAUCCAGGAGUACUUCUAUGAUUGAGACAGAAAUUGUAAUGCAAGCCAAAAAAUAUUUGGAAAACAGAUACAGGGACUUUAUGAAUUCUGUUAUUAGUGAAAACUUGGCACGAGCAAAGAGGGGUGGCAUUCCAGGCACUCUGCCAUUAGUUAAAAGUUUUGUAAGCGUCAAAGUACAAAAUUUUAGAGAUUUAGAAGAUGUUACAGUUGAUGGCAAACCAUUGUGGGCUUUAGUCUAUUAUUGUAUGAGAGUUGGUAGUUACACAUCAGCAUUGCAGUGCCUUAAUCAGUGCAAUACAGAAUUUCCAGAGUUUAAAGCUGCAUUAGAAGAAGCUUGCAAAGAUCUUCAUGGACAUCCUAGCAGCUAUGCAGAAUCAAAUUUGAAACUGCAGUACAGAAAACAUGUUAGAUCAGUUACAGACCCAUAUAAAAGAGUGGCAUAUUGUGCAUUAGUUCCUUGCGAACCUGAUGAUUUGCAUUCCGAAGUAAUUUGUACGGCCGAUGAUUAUUUAUGGCUAAAAUUAUGUCAAGUGAGAGACCAACCAGAUUCAGAAAACAAGUUAACUUUAGAUUAUUUACAAACUACAAUAUCAGAGAUAUAUGGGGAAUCUUAUUAUCACGCGCAUGAACAGCCAUUUGUAUAUUUUUCAAUGCUAUUUUUAACUGGUCAGUUCGAGGCUGCAAUUGAAUUUUUGGCAAGAGGCGCAGGAGCAAAGCAUUUGCCACAUGCAGUCCAUUUAGCUGCUGCUAUGCACGAACAUAAUUUUCUAGGAGUUAGUCAAAGCGUUUUAGCGCCUCUGCUGAGCGUUGAUCCUGCUGAUAAACCACCUGCUAAAAGAUUAAACUUUGCCAGAUUAAUAUUGUUAUAUGUUAAGAGAUUCGAUUCUACAGAUCCAAAAGAAUGUUUGCAUUAUUUAUUCUUAUUAAGGAGUAUGAAAGAUCCAUAUGAUCGCAACAUGUUUGCUGUAUCGGCCGCAGAAAUGGUGGUCGACGCUUCUCCAGCUAAUAAAGUUCAGUUAGUUGGAAAGAUAGAUAAAAACCGUUGGGUUCCUGGAAUUUUAGACCAAUUUCAAAUUGAUACAGAAGAUGUAGUUAAUAUUAGUGCAGAUACAUUAUACAGGAAAGGUCUCCUAGAAGACGCUGUAACGAUGUAUGAUCUCGCUGGUAAUCACGAGAGGGUUCUUAGUUUAAUGUGCAUCCUUUUGGCACAAGUUGUUAGUCAAAGAGAUUCACCUGGGUCGUUGAGAUCUCGACUGCAAACUACAGCGAACGAACUAAGUACAAGGUAUCAAGGUGUCGAAUUACGAGCAUCAUCCGAAUUAAUAUCCGCAUUUCACACUUUAAAACAUCUAAUGGCGUUCUUCGAUCAAUUCCACAAUGAACAGUAUCAGAGUGCUCUUAGGACUAUUGCGGAAUCUGAGCUGUUACCGUUACAUGUAAAAGAAGUCGACGAAAGAGUGAAUGCUUUGCGUCGCGUGUCACCAGAAGUAGCUGGUACAUUAGCGGACGUUCUUCUGGCAACCAUGACGAUACUUUAUCGUCAGUAUCAAAAGUUGCGAUCGAUGGAACCAGGAGACGAAGAAGCAAGGAAGCAACAACUUCUCGAUCUUCGUGAACAGGCACGCGCGUUGACGAGUUUCGCAGGAACGCUUCCGUAUCGCAUGCCAAACGAAACAAACAGUAAACUUGUUCAAAUGGAAAUUCUUAUGUGUUAAGCAUUAUAUUCAUAGUGUUUCUUAUCAAUUUAUUUUAGACAUGGAACUUUAAAUAAUACAUUGGGCGUGUUUGUGCAAGUACUGAAUUCGCGAGAUACAAAACCGAUCAUUGUCUUAUUUCUUCAAUGUCUAGAGUAUUAUCGAUAUAGUGUAUAUAUUUUUUGUACUUCCGUAACUUAAACGCAAAUUAAAUUGUAAACAUAAUAAACGUAUUGUCUUCUAACAGUUACUGUUGAACAUUAUAAACGUCAAUAAUAAAUAUAUAAUUUAUUCCUUAGA